Messenger RNA from Camelus dromedarius (Arabian camel), 2237 nucleotides. RefSeq names its product corticotropin releasing hormone receptor 2 (gene CRHR2). Gene Ontology annotation, cellular component: dendrite; axon terminus; plasma membrane. Lineage: Eukaryota; Metazoa; Chordata; Mammalia; Artiodactyla; Camelidae. The coding region runs from base 24 to 1340 and encodes 438 amino acids. The transcript is spliced from 14 exons. Gene Ontology annotation, molecular function: corticotrophin-releasing factor receptor activity; G protein-coupled peptide receptor activity; corticotropin-releasing hormone receptor activity. The record is from RefSeq and is a predicted model, not a curated record. Gene Ontology annotation, biological process: long-term synaptic potentiation; adenylate cyclase-modulating G protein-coupled receptor signaling pathway; cell surface receptor signaling pathway.
GCCUGUCUGCAGACGCUGCGGGCAUGCGGGGUCCCGCCGGGCCUUCGCGCCUCCUCCACGCCCCACACCCCCUCCUCUGCCUGCUCUGCUUCCUCCCUCCGCUGCUCAAAUAUGCAGCUGGACCGAGCCAGGCAUCCAGAGACCAGCCCCUGUGGGCACUGCUGGAGCCAUAUUGCCACUCAGUCACGACCUUCGCCAACUUCUCAGGUCCCUACUCCUACUGCAACACGACCUUGGACCAGAUUGGGACGUGCUGGCCCCGGAGCGCGGCCGGGGCCCUGGUGGAGAGGCCGUGCCCCGAGUACUUCAACGGCGUCAAGUACAAUACGACCCGGAAUGCCUACCGAGAGUGCUUGGAGAAUGGGACAUGGGCCUCACGGAUCAACUAUUCACAGUGUGAGCCCAUUUUGGAUGAUAAGCAGAGGAAGUAUGACCUGCAUUACCACAUUGCCCUCGUUGUCAACUACCUGGGUCACUGUGUGUCUGUGGCAGCUCUUGUGGCUGCCUUCCUGCUUUUUCUGGCCCUGCGGAGCAUCCGCUGUCUUCGGAACGUGAUUCACUGGAACCUCAUCACUACCUUCAUCCUGAGAAAUGUCAUGUGGUUCCUGCUGCAGCUCAUCGACCAUGAAGUGCAUGAGAGCAACGAGGUCUGGUGCCGCUGCAUCACCACCAUCUUCAACUACUUCGUGGUGACUAACUUCUUCUGGAUGUUCGUGGAGGGCUGCUACCUGCACACGGCCAUCGUCAUGACCUACUCCACUGAGCGCCUGCGCAAGUGGCUCUUCCUCUUCAUCGGAUGGUGCAUCCCCUGCCCCAUUAUCAUCGCCUGGGCCAUUGGCAAACUCUACUACGAGAAUGAACAGUGCUGGUUUGGCAAGGAGCCCGGCGACCUAGUGGACUACAUCUACCAGGGCCCCAUCAUCCUCGUGCUUCUGAUCAAUUUUGUAUUUCUGUUCAACAUCGUCAGGAUCCUGAUGACAAAAUUACGAGCAUCCACCACAUCAGAGACGGUUCAGUACAGGAAGGCGGUGAAGGCCACCCUGGUUCUCCUGCCCCUUCUGGGCAUCACCUACAUGCUGUUCUUCGUCAACCCUGGGGAGGACGAGCUGUCACAGAUUGUGUUCAUCUAUUUCAACUCCUUCCUGCAGUCAUUCCAGGGCUUCUUUGUGUCUGUCUUCUAUUGCUUCUUCAAUGGAGAGGUGCGCUCCGCUGUGAGGAAGAGGUGGCAUCGCUGGCAGGACCAUCACUCCCUCCGAGUCCCCGUGCCCCGGGCCAUGUCCAUCCCCACGUCACCCACACGGAUCAGUUUCCAUAGCAUCAAGCAGACGGCCACUGUAUGACCCCCUCAGUGCCCCCACCUCGCCCGUCACUCCACCAUGGGGACAGCCUUCCAAUCCUCCUCCAGUGCCUUUCUCUGGGUUCUCCCUGCCACGCAGGCCCUGGUGGGGGCAGAUAGGGGAGAGACCAGCUCUCCAGGCUGGCAGGAGAGAAGCUGUGCAGCAGCACGAGGGGCUCUCGGGAACGCGAGCGAAGAAGUCACAGGAGAAGAGAAGAGCGGGUCACAUAUCUACAGGCAUUUGCCCACACCAGCCUCUCUCGCACCGUCCUCACUGUAGCUACGAUCACAGAUGAGGAAACUGAGGCCCAGAGCCAGGAAGGGCCUGACCAAGCCACACAGCUAGUGGUGGGCCUGGGGCUCCUCUGCCCGACUCAUGUCACGGGUCUUCCCACCAGAAACAGCGUGAGUUGGUCCCCCUCACUGCCUUCUGCCUCUGUGCUCAGCAGCGCCACCUGCAGCUGGGGGACACGCAGCAGCUCUAGUAAAGGAUUAAUUCAGUGGGCUUUAUCCCAGGGACUCUCACCUAGAGAAGCCUCAUCUACACCCCACGCUGGACCUGGCCGUCCCUCCACCCCUCCGCAUUCUCCUGCCCCUGGAGCCCCAGGAAGGAUGCUGCCUCUUUUCCUGAGAGACCUCUUCUCAGCCUAGUCUACAGAUUCAGGGCCUUGGGGAGGGGCUGAUGGGGAGGAAGACGUGGCCGGGGCAGUCAUACACUCUUAGGCCAACCAGAUACAUCAUGCAGGACGAAACAGGGAGGAGAAGCAUGGAGGACGGGUUGGGAGAGGAGUUGAGUAGAAGAAGCAGAAACCAAAGUAAUCCCUCAGCCCCCACCUGAGACUGGGCUUCAGCCUCCCCUUCAGAAACAACAUCUCUGCUGUCUGUGAAAUAAACCAUGCCU